Messenger RNA from Prinia subflava (tawny-flanked prinia), 2231 nucleotides. It is a transcript of the gene ZBTB34, whose product is annotated as zinc finger and BTB domain containing 34. The transcript has 4 exons. Gene Ontology annotation, biological process: regulation of transcription by RNA polymerase II. The record is from RefSeq and is a predicted model, not a curated record. Bases 237 to 1799 code for a protein of 520 amino acids. Gene Ontology annotation, molecular function: DNA-binding transcription factor activity, RNA polymerase II-specific; RNA polymerase II cis-regulatory region sequence-specific DNA binding; protein binding. Lineage: Eukaryota; Metazoa; Chordata; Aves; Passeriformes; Cisticolidae.
CGAGUGGCAGUGGGAGCGGGCGGGAAGUGGCUGUGGGAGCGGGCCGGGCCGGCCGGGAUCCGCCAUGUGAGAGCCCCAGACAGCCCCAGAUAGUGACAUUCGGGACUUUUGUAAAUAAAUAACAUCAUUUUUCUUCUGGCUCUUGUUCACCAAUAAAACAUGCAUGUAACAUAAUAGAAAAAAAAAUCCACUAGUAUAUUGUGAUACAUUGGAUAUGCUUCCUGCAUCUGAAGUCAAUGGAUGAUGUUGAGAUCUGUUUGUUCAAUUGGAAAAGCAGAUUACUCUUUACAUCUGUAGAAAUGGACAGCAGCAGUUUCAUUCAGUUUGAUGUGCCGGAGUACAGCAACACUGUUCUGAGCCAAUUAAAUGAACUCCGCUUGCAAGGGAAGCUCUGUGACAUAAUUGUGCACAUCCAGGGUCAGCCAUUCCGCGCCCAUAAAGCCGUCUUAGCUGCCAGUUCUCCAUACUUCCGUGACCAUUCAGCAUUAAGCACCAUGAGUGGCCUAUCUAUAUCAGUUAUUAAAAACCCCAAUGUUUUUGAACAGUUGCUUUCUUUUUGUUACACUGGAAGGAUGUCCUUGCAACUGAAGGACGUUGUCAGUUUUCUGACUGCAGCUAGCUUCCUACAGAUGCAGUGUGUCAUUGACAAGUGCACACAGAUACUGGAGAGUAUCCAUUCAAAGAUCAGUGUUGGUGAUGUUGAUUCUGUCACUGUUGGUGCCGAAGAAAAUUCAGAGAAUCGCAAUGGCGUUAAAGACAGCAGCUACUUUGCCAACCCUAUUGAGAUAUCUCCCCCCUAUUGCUCUCAGGUGCGACAAUCAGCAGCAGGCAGCGAUCUUCGCAUGGAAACUACUCCAGGAAAAACUCUUCGUAGUCGUCUGCAAGAAGAAGGGCAUUCAGACCGAGGGAGCAGCGGGAGUAUCUCUGAGUAUGAGAUUCAGAUUGAAGGUGAUCAUGAGCAAGGAGACCUAAUAGUAAGGGAAAGUCAGAUUGCAGAGGUGAAAGUUAAAAUGGAAAAGUCUGACAGGCCAAGCUGCUCUGAUAGCUCUUCCCUUGGUGAUGAUGGAUAUCACACUGAAAUGGUGGAUGGAGAGCAGGUGAUGGCAGUAAAUGUUGGUUCUUAUGGGUCUGUCUUACAACAUGUUUAUUCAUUUACCCAUGCCUCAUCACAGGCUACAGGUGUGUCAGAAACCUUUGGAAGCCUGAGCAAUACAAGUCCUUCAAGGUCAAUGCUGAGCUGUUUCAGAGGGGGUCGUGCACGCCAAAAACGAGUACCUACGGGUCACUUGCAUAGUGACGUCCAGGGCUUGGUGCAAGGGGCUGACAGUGAAUCCAUGGUGAGUAAUCCAGGAUAUGAAAAUAGUCCACGGGAAAGAAAUGCAAGAGGUCAUUGGUAUCCAUACAAUGAGAGGCUAAUUUGUAUUUACUGUGGCAAAUCUUUCAACCAGAAAGGGAGCCUUGAUCGACACAUGCGAUUGCACAUGGGAAUAACUCCUUUUGUGUGCAAGUUUUGUGGAAAGAAAUACACCCGUAAGGACCAACUUGAGUAUCAUAUUCGUGGUCACACAGAUGAUAAACCCUUUCGCUGUGAAAUCUGUGGAAAAUGUUUUCCUUUCCAGGGUACACUAAAUCAGCACUUGCGAAAAAAUCACCCGGGGGUUACAGAAGUGAGAAACAGGGUUGAGUCUCCAGACAGAACAGAAGCAUUUGUGGAACAGAAAGUAGAUAAUGAUGCUUCAGCUUCUGAAGCCAUGGAUUCUAGUAUGCAAAUUCAUGCAAUGUCUAACACGUCUGAUUAAAAUCUUAUAUCUAAGUGAAACACAGACAAGCACAUUACUAAUGUAUUUUUAAGUAUUUUUAUUCUUCUAGUAAUCUUCAAUACAAGUGUAACAGCCUUUUAAUUUUCCUGACCUUCUGAGAAGACUUCAGAAGUAUUUUCUUUGUUUUUGAAGGAUGAAUUGUUUGGGGUUUGUUUUUUUAUGUUUUAAGAUGUUCGGAAUCUAAAGACAGUGUACUGGGGAAAGGCUAGGAAGAGUCUGCUGAAGUGUCCCUGCUGAUUGAUCUGGUGAGACACAAAUGGCAGUGGAGAAAGAUAUUAGAAUAAGAUUGGCAGCUCUGCUGAAUCCUCAAAGAAGCUGUAAUUUCCUUUAUUUCUUAAAUCCUGUUGCUGGUAAUGAGUUGUGGGGAGAGAGAAUAUUACAGCUUUGAUUCCUCUUCUGUCACAAUGAAAU